CUAAUAACUAAAGAAUAUUGCGUGACUAACUGUCGAGUGUCGUCUUGUGCACAUGGCAAAUUAUCUCCUUGAGGACUGCUUACAGUGAAUUUUAUUUUUGUAUGAAACGAUAAAAAUUCAUUCCCAUUUUUAAAAAGACUUCACCAUAGGAUAGUAUGCUACAUUUUUAGGAAAAGUUCUUGGAAAUAAUGUGGAAAAAGAAAGAUAGCGACGAAAAGAGUUCACAUAUACAACGAUUUUUCUCGUAAAAUCUGGCAAUGAUUAACGUGCACAGCUACUAUAUGUCAUUUCCUGUUCAAUUUGAUACACUCAAGUUAUCGCGCACAAGUUUCUCCUUAAGCCGAUCGCAAGGGCACUUUCCGAUUUACAUGACAGCUACAGCAUCCUAAAAUUUACCAAAGAAAGCAAACGAUCCGGACUUUUAGACGGCAAAUUCAAACGGGUCGUGAUGUUCUCAGAGAUCGUUUGCCGAGAAUGGAAUUCUAUUCGUGUGAGGUUCUGGAGUAUUGGUUACAAAAAGCGGCUUUCUCUUCUGAUUCUUCUGCUCUUACUUCUGGGAUGUUUUCUAGUCUGGUCUUCGCUUAUGGUGGAUUUAUCUGACCUGAAAUUUACGCAAGAGAAAGACGAUGGUGUUAAUGACAGUAGCGUAUGGGAUAAAUGGGUUAUCGCAAACGGACUGCGAGCCAUUGGAGACAUCUACGAUAGCUGUGGUGAGUUUUUUGUUAGACAGAAUUUUCUGGUCAAAAUCAGUUUUUCAGUCAAUAAAUGUUGUUUGGAGAAGAUAGAUGAGACACUUUGGAUCGCUCCUAUUGAAAAUCGAAAUUCUCACGCACAAAAGUUGGUUAAAUAAAUUUGCGGGCGUAAAUUGUAGGAGCAUUGAUAUAAAAGCCAUAAGUAUGGAGGGAGGGAUGAAAUCUUGCUCUCUUAUUUAACACUAUAGGAGAUAUCUGUUGAUAAGGUUUUAAUUUACAGCAGGAUACAGUUAGGAAACAAAGCAUAAGAACCCCUAUCUUUCCGAUUAUUUUUUCAUCGUCUCCCGAAAACAGGAAAAUGUGUUGACGUGUAAAAAUUUACCUCUAGUGUGCCCCGUACCCACGCAAUCUCUUACCGCGAACCAAAUGUCAAGAAGCGGCCUCUGUUGAAGUUAUUAUGAGUUGCUCCACCUAAGAAUCGUAACUAUUCUUAUCUUCUGUCUUUUUUAUUGAAAGCGGAAGGAAAGAUUAUGACGUGGGUUUCUCUUUCAAAAAGUUAAUAACCACGAAAGUGGGUUUGUAAGGUCAUUAUAAAUAAACCUGAAAAUCGAAUUUUUAGCACAAAGGUCAAUGUUAGGGUUCAAGAUUACACUAUCUCGUUGUCACGCAAAACGGCAGAAACCGGAAAUUACAGUGUAACGCCCAGUCGAAUACUAUUUAUGGGGGAGGGGAGAGACAGGGUAUUAGUGGACUUGGUUGGUGGUAGCCUGGGCAGCAGUUCUCUGGGUUCUCAAUGCAGAGAAGGAUUUACUGGCUUUGGAAGAUAUGCAAAAGAACAUCUUUAUGUUAGCCACAGAAAUGCAGAAAUUAAUAGAACUGGGAGUGAAAAGAAAAGAGAGACAUAUAUUUAAGUCAUUCAACCCUUGCCGUCUGAAAAUUGCGACACUUCUUCUCUUAAACGUCCAUACUGAAUUGGAGAAAGACUCUGCUGUAAUUGAUAUGUAGUGCAAUUGUAUUCAAACCAAAUGCCACGUCGGCUGUGUUGUUUUGAUUUGCAGAUCACAAUGAGGUGAGGAAAAAGAUCGGAAAGAUUAUCAUUCAUUAUGACCCAACGGAGAGGAGAGUAAUAGGAACAGCAGUUGCGAAUUUUACAGCAAGUAAAGUGAAGUCUUUUACUAAUACUUGUUUAUCUGGGGUGAAAUGAGUUGAAAACUUGUAUGAAUCUACCUAUAAAAGAUCUCAUGUACAGGGUGUUAUGGGUAUUUUUACUGCUAUUAUAACAAUAGCUAUUAUCUAUCUUUAUAUUGUGAUGAUUUUUACUAUUUUACUGUUAUUAAUAUUAUUAUUAUGAUUAUCAUUAUUAUUGAUAAACCUACCCCCUUGUCUCUAUGGGACUGAAGGGCCUUAAAUUCUGGUAACAAAAUGAUUCUCAAAGGUGAAUUACAAUUUAAAAAAUGAAGUAAAAAAAGCCUGAAAGAGAAAAAAAGGAAAAAAAUUCAGGCUUUUUACAGGAUUUGAAUAAAUUCCUCCUUGAUUAGGGGGUCAUUAAAGCCACAUGUUAGGUGCAAGACAAAUUUUACAAAGUUCUUUGUUCCUACAAAGGAGUGUGCUGACAGGUACUUGAAAUCAAUCUUACUUUGACCUGCAGAUGAUAUACAACCAAAAAAAAUCUAUGUGUACUAUUUCUUUCAUUGCAAUUGACCAGUGAGGAUCAUUUUCUCACUUGUAUAUCAUCCUUAGGUUAAAUUAUUCUUAGCCCUUUAACUCCAAAGAUCUUAUUGUUAAUUCUCUCCUCCAGCCUGUUACACAUUUCCUUGUAAAUUAGUUAUGAGAGCUUGUUAUUUUUGUUCUUGUGUUUGUGGUUGUAUAGCCAAUGCAGAUUGAUGUAGUCAAUCCAACUAUAGUUUUUCUUAUUGUUCCCACAGAAGUCAGCUUGAAAGGUGGUGUAGUGCAUGUAGUGGCUCAAUUUGAAGGCAGAACCCUGUAUGAUGUCAAACACAAUGUCUGCAAAAUAGAAGCUGCAACAUUUGGUUGUCCAAUGCAUGAAGGUGAGUGAGUGCUUUAUUCUCACCAGCAGUAAGGCUUUGUGGGUAAAUCUCAAUGAACUCAGAUCUCAUUCCAGUUCAUGCUUAGUGAAUCACUUAAGCUCAUUACAGCCUCUACUAAUGUAUUUUCUACAACAGCUUAAAGUGGAAGAGUUUAAAUCAAUCAGAGGAAAUAAAUCUUUAAAGAUGACAAGUCUUUCCUGAAACCUCCGAUUUCAGAAGGGAGGGUAUUGGAGGGGAGGUUGAGAACAAGUAGAUUAGUCAGUGGUCAAAUCUUGAAGGAUAAUAACUGUUCCAGCCUUUCUCGUUCCUGAUCUUUGUUUUUAUUUGUUAUUUCAGGUCAGGAAUUGAGUAUUUAUGAACCAUUUAAACUACCAAGACGCAUUCCAAAGGUAUAUAAAAUUCUCCUAUUUUUACAGGGCCACUACUCUUGACAAAGUCAUUUAACAAGUUUUAUCAAUAAAAUUAUAGGAAAAGAACAAUGAUUCCAAUAGAAUCAAAGGACAAAAGAAUGCAAAGAUUACUAGGAGUUUAGAUUAAAUUCAUCACUCCUCUCAAGUAAUCAUAUUUGUCAGUUCUGUGUAAAUAAGUCAGUAACAGUAGUAGCCUGUUAUAGGCAUUAGUAAAACAGUGAACUAGUAAAAGGCACAAGAGUAGAAAAAAAGUGAGAGUUGGGUGGCACCAGAACAGUAGUUACACAAUAAGUUCCCAGAAAGUUUUCUUUUGAUAAUGUUUGGACUCACUUUCAAACAGACAGGCUAUCAAAAUUGAGAAUUUUAUCAUAUAGGGGAUGUGGUUUGGGUGUAACAACAAAUUUUCAGAACUAACUAACAAGGAAUAGAGAAAAGAAGAGCUAGCCUGCCUAGCUGGCAUCAAGUGGCUUGUAGUGCUGGCAUCAAGUGGCUUGUAGUGCUGGCAUCAAGUGGCUUGUAGUGCUGGCAUCAAGUGGCUUGUAGUGCUGGCAUCAAGUGGCUUGUAGUGCUGGCAUCAAGUGGCUUGUAGUGCUGGCAUCAAGUGGCUUGUAGUGCUGGCAUCAAGUGGCUUGUAGUGCUGGCAUCAAGUGGCUUGUAGUGCUGGCAUCAAGUGGCUUGUAGUGCUGGCAUCAAGUGGCUUGUAGUGCUGGCAUCAAGUGGCUUGUAGUGCUGGCAUCAAGUGGCUUGUAGUGCUGGCAUCAAGUGGCUUGUAGUGCUGGCAUCAAGUGGCUUGUAGUGCUGGCAUCAAGUGGCUUGUAGUGCUGGCAUCAAGUGGCUUGUAGUGCUGGCAUCAGUUACUUUGCAUUUUUCAGGCCAUGAAGGUAAGUGCAAGUCAAGUGCAAGUGGAGGAGCACAAAAAAAGAACUAACUCUUUGCACUUGCCUCAGGAUGGAAAAUAAUCAUAAUAUCUUUCCCCUUCUCAAGAGCUGUAGGUUCUAAAAUCUUUGUGAUUCAACUUGCUAAUAAAGUUUCUUUUUUCUUUCAGGGUAACUACUUUGCAACUGCAAAGCUGAUAAAUGAGGAUGGAAUUUGCCUUGGCAUGACAGAAUCCAACAUAAAUCUAUGA
Messenger RNA from Pocillopora meandrina, 4276 nucleotides. Lineage: Eukaryota; Metazoa; Cnidaria; Anthozoa; Scleractinia; Pocilloporidae. The record is from the annotation of a GenBank genome assembly.